Phytophthora infestans T30-4 is the source of this 1187-nucleotide messenger RNA. RefSeq names its product bzip transcription factor. Lineage: Eukaryota; Oomycota; Peronosporomycetes; Peronosporales; Peronosporaceae. Bases 30 to 1127 code for a protein of 365 amino acids. The transcript has a single exon. The record is from RefSeq and is a predicted model, not a curated record.
GCUGGAUCACAAGGCGCCUCCAAGACUCGAUGAACAGCCACCCUUUUGCCCCAAGACCACUGAGCGAGAGCCUCACGAGCUUCGUGCGUCCACGAGGCCGUUACCACGCCGGUGUAGUGGGGCUCACGACACCUUUCGAAGCCGCAGUGAGUCCGUACGAUACGUACCAGAGAGCUGGGAAGCCAGAAGUUGAUUGCCCGCCGAUGCGCGAUGAACUACGAGCCAAGGGUGAGGCCUCAAACACGCUUCUGUCUUUAACUAGAGAGUCGAGUAGAAAGCCGAAGAUAACGAUGGACCAAAGCCCAACCAGACUCAAAGAGACACAUAAGCGCAAACGGGAGGACGCCAACAAGUCCCGUCGUAGAGAACAAUGUCGGGCCAACCAGGCGCGAUACCGAGACAAGCAGAGGAACGCCCAGCUGCAACUCGAGCGGAGUGUCGAGCAACUGCACACAGAGCUGGUCACUCUAAAGCGUCGAUACCGGGACUUGGCCUCUCUCGAGAGGAGCAACCAGAGCCCGUGGAGUAUUGUGGCUGAGGUCUUCCGACUGCUGGAGACCAGUUUCCGCUCCCCCUGGCGUGUGGCCAGCACUCGGGAGAUGCGGAGCCACUCGGAGACGCGCCAGAUCUUGGCCAUCCUGGAGCGAGCGUUCGCCCACGACGCGGCCAUGGGAGAGCUGCGAGGUGUCGACGCGCUGAUGGAGCAGCUGCUGCUGUUCUCGCAGUACUUUGGACAGCCCCACCUGAAGCUCCAGCGGAUUGAGUCGGUAGCUCCAGGUGUCAUGGCUGCCCGAGCAAAGCUCAGUGUGACGGUGACCGAGCUCACGCUUCGGCAUGCGUUUCCUCACUUGGAAGAGCCCGCGGGUGGAGAGGACCGCGUGCUCCUCUUCCAGCGUCUUUUGGGUCAGCGUCUGGAGUGCGACUGCUCUUUGAGUUUCCUAUUUGACGAAGACAGCGAGCGCGUCUCACGUCUGGAGGUGAGCAUCGACUUGGCGACGCCUCUCUAUGAGGUGCUCGGCAGUCUGAAGGACGUAUUGAACGUGCUUGAGCAUGCUCGAGUGUCGUCCGAGUGUGUCAUUGGUGCUGAUUUUAGCGGUAACCGUAGCUUCGACUCCACUAGCUCGUAAGUAAAAAGUUUAUUUAGUGUUAAUCGGUACAGACAGCUGCCGCAUUUUUUAGACUCCAUG